Lathyrus oleraceus (garden pea) is the source of this 2069-nucleotide messenger RNA. RefSeq names its product putative transcription factor bHLH041. The transcript is spliced from 7 exons. Lineage: Eukaryota; Viridiplantae; Streptophyta; Magnoliopsida; Fabales; Fabaceae. The record is from RefSeq and is a predicted model, not a curated record. The coding region runs from base 303 to 1880 and encodes 525 amino acids. Gene Ontology annotation, molecular function: protein dimerization activity.
UAUUUUUCUUCUUAGUGGGAUCACCCACUUCACUACUUUUCAAAUUCUUUCCUUUCACACAAAAAUAUUACUCCUAUCUUGAAUUUUUCAAUACCAAAAUACUUAUACUACUAACUACUUGUCUCUCUACUUGUCUCUUAAUCUUCUUAUUCUUCUUCUUCUUCUUUCAUACAUGUUUUCUUUUGCUAUAAUAUAUGAAGCCAAAUCAUUCCCUCUAAUGCAUCAUUUCAUACCAUAUAUAGCAAUCAUUUAACUUCAAAUGAUGCCAUGAUAUAAUGCAAUCAUAACAUAAAGUUGCAUACAUGGAAGGUGUAUUUUCCCUUCCUGUAGCCGUCAGAACUGAAUUUAUCCAUUCUCUCAUGCAAUCUCUUGGAGGAUGCUCUUACAUUUGUCUGUGGACAUAUGAUACCAUAUUACAAAAUCGUUUGUCCUUCUUGGAUGGUAUCUACAAUGUGAUAAGCAACCACCAACCAAGUUCUUCGUUGGGAAGUCUCGCACAACAGCUUUUCGAUCAGUACACGAUUUUAUCAUUCGAUAUCAAUGAUGACCGUAUUCCUGGACUCGCUUUUAGGAACCAACGCCGUUAUCUAGAGCUGCAACAGGUGGAACUUCUGGCACUGUCAUCAACAGAAAUACAGACACAAUUCUACAAGGAAGCAAGGAUUAAGACUGCUGUUUUCAUGGGAUGCAACAAAGGAGAAAUUGAGCUUGGUUUCUUAAAUAUGUCUAAAACUGAUAUUCAAACAGCAUUUAGGAGUUUAUUUCCUGAAGAUUUUUCAAGACAAAUUCAACAAAUUGAUCAAAAUAAUAAUAAUAAUAAUAAUAAUCCACCUUCAUCAUCUUCAUCUUCAAUGAGAUCACUAUCAACAGCAGGUAGUCCUGAAUACUCAUCUCUCAUGUUCAACACAAAUCCACCUGGAACUUCUCCAUCAUCACAUCACUUUCCUGAUCAUAUCCUUGGAGGAGUAGAUAUUCCUCCAAUGAGACCUGUUUCGAACACACUACCAUUUCAACUUCAACAACUCCCUCAAAUCACACCGACACAGUUAUUCCCUAUUGAUCAACAGAAUGAUGCAAUAAUGAGAGCAAUCCAGAAUGUUCUAUCUACACCCCCUUCUCAGCAAAGUUACGCGGCACAUCCCGGAGCUAGUGCAUUUGGAAGGUAUAGAAACGAUAAAAGUCCUAUUAUCAUAGGGUCGAAUUUUAGACGACAGAGUUUGAUGAAGAGAUCGUUUGCAUUCUUUAGAAGCUUGAAUUUGAUGAGACUGAGAGAACGAAAUCAAGCUAUGCGUCCUUCUAGUAAUCAACUUCAUCAUAUGAUAUCGGAGCGAAGACGACGCGAGAAGCUUAACGAUAACUUCCAAACACUUAGGGCAUUACUUCCUCAAGGAACUAAGAAAGACAAAGCAUCCAUACUGAUAACAGCCAAAGAGACCUUAAGAUCAUUGAUGGAAGAAAUAGAGAAACUAAGCAAAAGAAACCAAGAGUUGAUGUCACAAAAGUUGGCUGCUUCGAAUAAAGAAACUAUGAAAUUCUCGUCGAAUGAAAGAAUCAACGUGCGAGUUUUGCAUGUACCGGAAUCAAGUUCAUCGGAAGAUGAACCGAUGAUAGUGGAGUUACAAGUGAACGCGAUAGGACAAGUUUCUCAAGUUGAUAUGUUGAUUCGAUUAUUAGAAUUCUUAAAUCAAGUUCAUCAUGUCAAUUUGAUUUCAAUGGAUGCAACAAAUGCAAAUACUUCACAAGGGAAUAAUCAUCAUCAUCAAAUAACAUUCAGGCUAAGAAUUACUCAGGUGAGUGAAUGGGACGAAGAGGCUUUCCAAGAAGCAGUGAGAAGAGUAGUUGCUGACUUGAUACAGUACCAAGUGGACCAAAAUCUAUGACUCACUUGUUAUUAUCUUUAAUUGAUUAUUCUGCGGCGGUAUCAAAUUGUUUUGAUUAUGUAUAAGUCAAUUAAAUUAGCUUCACUUAUUUUGUUUGUUACAUGAUUAAUUUGUUUAGUAUAGGGGGGUUAUAUUAUAUUUGUUAUCUGUAUUCGUUUUAAAUAUUCUAAUUUUAAAUGAUUUUUUUUU